Molecule: messenger RNA, 4876 nt
Organism: Macrobrachium nipponense
Lineage: Eukaryota; Metazoa; Arthropoda; Malacostraca; Decapoda; Palaemonidae
Exons: 4
Coding region: 1767-2564 (265 amino acids)
Source: RefSeq, a predicted model, not a curated record
AAUACUUCUCCCGAGGAGGAUUCUAGCGGCACUACGUAGAUUAUCCUGUGUCGGAGCAGGCUCAGUAGUGGGAUUAAUCUGCAGGGAUUCAGAGAAAAAGAGGAUUUUGUGUGUGUGUGUGCUGUUUCUAAACAAAUGUGUGGUGAAAAUGAGAGCGGCCAUAAUUGUUUAAUGUGUUGUGAAGUGAUAGAAGAGUUUAGGAUUAAAUAGGGUCUCGACUUGACAAGUUUCGAACGCUAAACGAGCAAGAGAAGUGCGUCUGGCGCCACGAGAAGUGUUUACCCAGUUCUUGUAGUGCGAGGAGACUCGACUUGAACGCGAUAUCUACCGUUGGAAUCUUGGAGAAGUGUUCUCCAGAUAUGUGAUGAAGUUAUUUUCUUAGGCUGGAAACUGCAAACUUUUCUCAGCUGAAUAAGAAAUUCCAUCCUACUCGCAAUGCUUGUUAUUCAUUAUGGAGUUGCAAUAUUCACGUUGCUGUCGGUGGGCAGCGAUGCUGGUUUAGAGAUUUACACAGACGAGGGAGUCCUGACAGCUGAGAGGUUCAUAGGAGGAGGAGGAGGAGGAGGAGGAGGAGGAAGGAGGUACCUGGACAGGGAAUCAGCCAGGACGAAACCGGUGGUGGACGAGAACCUCUCACGGCUCUUGACCGAAUUCGGUGGCGGUCACAUGAUGCGACUGCUGAGGGAGUUUGGUGGAGUGACUGAAGAAGGAGGAGGAUUUGAUCGAAAUUGGAUAUUCAGCCUGCGAGGCGUUACUUCUCUGCUCAGUGCAUUCGGAGGACUAGGCGACCCGGCCAAUCAUUUCGACGACGUGGCGAAGUUGCUCACCGAGCUUGAACGGCGGGGUUUCAGAAGAGGAGAGAACGGCAGAGGGAUGAGGGAGGAUAUGAUAGAAGCAAUUCACGUGAUGAGAGGCGACAAAGAUAAAGGCAGGGAUGGUGACAGCAGAAUCAGAACGGAAAACGAAAGAGGAAUCAUGAACCAAAGGGGAUUAGGAGACGGUCAAUCCAAUACCGGCGAUAAUACACUUGACAACUUAUCUCUCUUGUUGGAAUUGUUAGCUAACGAGAGCGCUAAGGAUGUCCCCAGCCUGAUAAACAGCCUAACAAAACGAGGAGGAAAAAAGGGAGAGACAAAUGACAGACGAAGGAACGUGGAAAGAGAGACUGAAAGGACACAUUGCACGAUUCUGUGUCAUCGCAAAGGAGGCCUGACGAUCUUCUAGAAGAGACUAACCCACAAAAGGCAGGCAUUGACAUUGGAAGUUUACUCCAGUUAUCUUCUCUUCUUGAACAGUUUCAAGAUGACGGGAAUGGAGGGGGAAACCUAGCAGCCACUGCACUCAGGACAGGCGGGAAUAUCAUCAGAGAAGGUGCGGCUUUAGGUUUUGAGUUGGGGUCCCUGGUUGCUCUGGCUGGAAUUAGCACAUUAGGAGCAGUUGCAGGUUUUGCUGAAGCAGGCCUAGAUAUUUUGACUAAUGGCAAUGGUCUUUUGGACACAAGAAGGGAUUCCAAAGAUGCAAGAGACAGUUCCUACAGUGUAGUAGAAGGAAGAAGUAGAAGCAACCCUGGUUUUGAGGUAAGGGAUAUUGCGAACACGGAGGGAGGAAACCGAAGGGCUGUAGUACCUGGGUCUAAGGGAUAUGACUUUGGUGGUGUGCCUGGUAAGUAUUCAGUCAAUUAUGAGACACGAGAUGGGAGGAGAUCUGAGUCUGAUCAGAAGGACAGAUUAAAAAAUGAUGAAUUCAUAAUAGACCCAGGAUCCGAGAUGAAUCCCAGAAGACCUCUUUCCCACGGUGGGACCGGAAGCAUUCCAGAAGUGGGACAUGCAGGAAACGCUGAUGUCCAAAUGCCUGGAGGUUCCGGCAGAAGAGAGGAUACGGCGACACAGAACGUGGUCACCGAACAAGGUGGCAGUAGGCAAUCAUAUGAGGAAACAAUGAGCGUACAAGUAACCACAGAAGUCAACGUGCCGGGAGGAGGGAGAAAUGGGAAGUUGCAGAUAGAUAAAGGAAGUUCACCAUUUAUCCCAAAUGAACAAUCUAAUAGGAAUGAACGCACGUUCACGCAUCAGACGCCGACGAGACAUCAAGUGACUGGAGACAAUUCCUACCAUCGGGCUGAAGGGGAUGAUGGAAACGCCGGACUAGAAAAGGCCUCUCCUGUCAGCAUCACCGGACAUUACAGCGCUCCUGUUGGCGAUGGCGACGCCGGUGGCAGAGCAAGCGGUGACGAGGUGCUGGGAAAGACCUCAGAAAAGACAGACGACGUCUUCAGAGACCCACCAAGUGAAGAUUAUGAGUUUGAAAUCAAUCUACGAGAGACCGCGGGAGACCGAAGGUUUGAUCGCGUAUUCGGUGGGUCCUUUUUACCCGCCGAUACUAUUUUCAGAGCUGCUGUCAGAGGCGAAUCGCCCCACUACGUGUUCGAGAGAGGCUCCUCCUCCAUAACCUCCCCGGAGAAUCCUUCGAUCCAAAGAGGACUCGUCAGGCACGUGGGAUCCUUCACCUCAACGCAGCAUCAAGGGAAAGUGAACGUGCGAAUAUAUGGUGCGCAAGGCCGUUAGUUGAUAGCCAGAGCUUGCGAGUUCAAGAGGACUUUGCUUUGACGAAGAAGAAGGAUUCCUGCGUCAAUGAAUCCCACAGGCCUAUCGGUUUCACUUUCCCGUGACGCGACAAACAAAAGGUGUAAAACCAGCUUCUGGUCAAAGGUGAUCUGUGACUCUGAGAGCUGCAUCAAGUGACAUGCGUCGUCAGACAAAGCGCACAGACAGUCUGUGUUCAGAUUGUCCUCAUAAACAUCUGAAUCUUGUGGUCGAAUAAGUUGUUGCCUCUUCGCUCAAACGGAUAUGUAAGACAUUUUUAGUAUAAUUUAUCGGACAGUUGACUUAUUAUAAGUGAUGGAAUCCUCUGUAGGUUACUUUCUAUAUGAUAUUUUCGGUCAGUCAUUUUUUUUGUAUAGAGAAUGCUAUAACAAGAAUUUCAUAUGGAAAUGAUGCACGUGAUCAUAGCUUAACAAGGCUACCAAGGGAGAAUCAAGGAUAGUGAUGAAAUACUCCUGAGAAAGUCUUUGAUGCUUUUAUGUUAACAGAGCAGAAUUGUCAUGACUGAAAAUAUUGCCAUUUAUAGUCAUUCUCUAUAUUGAAACUUGAAUAGUGAGAAUUUAGGCAGAACUUGUAUCAGCUUCUUCAUCGGUGGUUUAAAUUGGCUUCCAUUUUCUGCAUAUCCGACCUUUUUGUUUUGGCGCUUCAUUUCAUCUUCUUUUCAUUUCAUAAUCUUUACCAGCUAAUGCUCUGUUCACUCCCUUCUAGACAAGUAGUUUACAAUCAACCUUAAAACAGUACAAAAAGCUCCGAUAACUCAAAUACUGAAUAAAGACUUAAAAAAAUUCAUAGAGAUCCGGAGAGACUCAAUGAGAGGUUCUGUGAAUCUUGGCUACAUCAGCUCUGAAUGCUAAGCCUUAUUAGUUAUUUUCUUUAUGAGGUCUUUGAAAAUAAUCAAACAACAGUGUACGUACUGAUUCUUGAAGGCAAACGUUUAAGAUUGGUCACAGUAUUUAGGUCCAGUUUCUACCAUGAAAUGGCUGCAAUUGAUGAGUUUUUGAGGUUAAGAAGGAGCGAGUUUUUGGGUUUACUUUGGCAUUUUAGAUAUUACAGAAAUGAAAACCAAUUAACAAAACCUUGAGAAAGUCAAAUUGAUAUUUAACCCCUAAAUUUGAUGUAGUACUAUAUGAAUGAAUUUCAUUUUACUAGGCUCAUAAGCCUGUUUAUUUUUUAUGUUAACAAAGCAGUGAGUAAAAUAACCAGCUUUAGAUCAGUGUUGAAGAAUAACUUUUGAUUUCAUUUAUGAGUGACAUUUUAAGCAGACUGUUUUUGUCUCGUGACGCAAAUCAACUUUGCGAUUGAAAUAGAAUGGAAAUAUAAAAAUAUAAAAAAAUGAUACACACAUAUAUAAAUAUAUUAUAUGUGGUAAAGUAUAUAUUGUGAAUUUUAAAUAUAAAUUGAUUUGUAAAAAUUAUCUUUAGGAUUUUGAUGCAAUAUGGACAAUACAAAAACAAAAUUAAUGAAAGCUUGACUGACAUUUGAGGAAACAAUGAUAUUGAUGGUUGUACCAUAAAUGUAAGUGGUAAGAUGGUAGCUUUUGAAAAUAUGGUGGUCAUACUGUUUUUCACCCUUUCAGAUUUGAAAGUGAAAACGGCUUACAGAAGAUUCAGUCUCUCCAAAAUUAUGUUAAACUUUCUGAAAAUGGGCCUAGAGUUUCAAACACUUCUUAUAAGGUUUAUGAAGAGUUUCCAGCAGCAAAUCAUUUCUCACAAGCUCUUAAGCAUAUUCUGAUAUUGUACUGUCACAGGCAGUCACUGAAAAAUAUAUGCGAUUUUGUAUUUUAAGAAAAAUCUGUGCCAUAUUUUGGACAUUUGUAGUUGACUUUAGUUACUCGCGACAUCACCACAUCACCACACUUUCCUCCAAAGGACUGACCAAAGGCCAUUUCAAGAUUUUCUUGGAGCAGUUUGAAGAUUAGUCCCAAGGCUAAAACCCUUUCUUGUUGGUUCGUGCUCGUAUCAUAGAAAACGAGCUCCCUAUACUCCUCCUAUUUUCUCAAAGUAUCAGUGUGUAGAAACACUUGAACUGUAGAAGUCUUAACCUACACCUGCCUUUUUUUUUUUUUAUUUAAGAAAGGCAAUAUUUUCAAAAUUAAACAAAAUUAUUUUAUAUACUGGAUUGGUUAAUCUGGAAGAGGAUUUUUUUUUUUUUUCUGUGAACUAACCUUCAAACGGUUUCUAUAUUACUCAUCUACAUUUUUGGUUCUAAGAUUUGAAUAUGCAUUUAUCACUCAGUAUUUUUCUUGUAUAUCCAUGAGAGAGAGAGAGAGAGAGAAG